AAACUUAACUUACAAGAGCCGACCCACCCAAAUCUGCCGGGGUCUCUUUUACCUCCACCCAAUCUGCCGCCGCAAUAACCCCGUGAUCACAAUCAGUACCCCGACAACGAACCCCUUCAGCCUAGUUCUCUUCGUAGUUGUACAUCCUCCACUUCCUCAGUCAAAAAGAUUCUAUCAGAAUGUUUGGCGGCGCUGAUUAUCAAUCCCUUGUCUUCCCUCCUCAUAUAAUCUUUACCCAUCGUGGUCUUCGAAUUCAAGUAUUCUUUUUCAGACUGUACAUCUCUUUGUUAGAUCUUUCUCUCUUAAUUUGCAGAAAAUACUUCAAUCGAUGGCCUCCUGGUGGUGCCUAACAUGGUUCUUAACUUCUUUAAACCCAAAGUUUUUGAGCCAUGGAGAAGACACCACACUCUUUUCCUGAGCCAAGUGUCAAAGGAAUAAUGCAACGAAUAUUACUUGACUUGAACCAAUUGCCAUUGGAUAUAAGUGAGGAACCAAAGAAUGAUGUGCCUCCACCUCUCCGUUUCUCUAUUGACUUGACUUUCCAUAAUGAAGAUAUGGAAGUGCUCAAAAAAAAAUAUAAGGUCUUGACCGCAUCAUCAUUUGUCAGCAGGGAUUACUUGAAAAACUUAGGGUUUGAAGAUGGUUGCGCAACUAUGAUGCAUAUCAGAAAUAAAAAGGUUAAAAUGCCUAGAAACUCCAACCAUGCUCUUGCUCGUUCUUUGUUCAAGGAACUCACUAAGAAAAAUGAGGGUGAAGAUUUGAUGGUGUCACUUUAUGAGCCUAUAGAAGGGAACAAGAACAAAAAGAAGGGAAAAGAUCAGGUUGCGCAUCGUUUAGCUGCAAAGAGCCUUUUAAAGGAAUUUGUGUUGCAGUCCAAGGAUCGAUACAGUGUAAUUAGGAAGAAGAGGAAGAAGAAGGUUCGUUUUGAUUGUGGUCCUCUUGAUGGGAUAUGGAAAAAGAAGCUUCCUCCAAAGAAGCGAAGGGGCAUAGUGAUAUUUGACAAAGAGUAUAAUGCUUGAAACUUUCAAGUAGAAAGUGGUUGAAACUAGAGUUUGAUGUUAAUAGUUUUCAUCUUUAUGUUUUGUGGGAUAUGAUUUUCAAGACUUGAUCUUAUUUUGGGUUAUCUAUUGAGAUGUUUUGGAGUAGAGUUGCAAAACAGGACUAAUAAAGACUAGUUUUUUUGUGGGGUA
Molecule: messenger RNA, 1190 nt
Organism: Lactuca sativa (garden lettuce)
Lineage: Eukaryota; Viridiplantae; Streptophyta; Magnoliopsida; Asterales; Asteraceae
Source: RefSeq, a predicted model, not a curated record